AUGGACAGUUUGGAGGGUUCACGGUUGUCAAUGAUGAAGGAAGUGUUUGACAGCUUGCAACUGGUAAGAGCUGCGCAGAACUCUCUGCUUAGAUCUCUUUCUGCUCUGUUUUGAAAGUGAUUGCUAGGUAGAUUGCUGUGUGUGUUUUCAACUGCUUCUUCUGAAUCUUAAGAUUUCUGGAUUCUAGCUAAAAUUCCAGUUUAUCUAGAGUACGGCCCUUCCUUCCUUGCAAAACGCAAACUUCUUGCCUUUUGUGUCUUGAUUCAGCUGCUAAUUCAUUGCAAGUUUCUCUGUGGUUCAUUGGUGAAAAGAGAGUUAAUUUGUGGGGUGGGGUGGGGUUGGAAUAUAGGAAUAUCUGCUAAAACCAGAAGAAAUAACAGCAACAUGCAGGGUGUGUCUCUAAGGUGGUAGCUGAAUUAUUCAGGCACAUGCCCAGGUUAGCGCCAUAGGAGCAAUGCACAAUACCCAGUCAGUCUGCACCACCAACAGUGUAGAAAUAAAUGAGAUUGCAAGGCCAGCAGUGACUGUGCUAUCAACACAGAGUCUUAUGAGCCACCAUUCAGAUAUUGCAAAUGGGGCAUUUGCAACAGGUUUGUUUUUUUUAAUAAAAAAACUUACUGGAUUUCCCCCAGAAAGACUACAUUCAGAUUAAAUGAGGUGAAAUAUUAGUGUUUUGAUGCCAUGGCUGCUGUGUGGAUAUUGUGAACGUUUCGCAUGCACACGGAACAUGCAUCCCAUGAUAAACACCUGUCUGGAAGCAUCCAUCGUUUCUGUUUUUAAAGUGGUAAUUUGGUCCCUGUAGCAAGAAACGGGCACAGUGGAAGCUUGCAACUGGCCAGAAAUGAAAUUUGAAUGUGAUUAUAUUUCAGGCGUGCCUUCCCUUCCCUGUUUCAUGGCAUUCUGAACUGCUCUCCAUCAGAGACAGGAUGUUUGGCUGGAGGAAGUACUUCAGGGAUGGCACAGAAACCUCCUUUACUUGACAUUUUAAAAAUAGGGAACGGAUUUUUACAGCUUAAUUCAAUUAGGAAUAAAAGCAGAUGCAUUGAUGAUUAGUAUUAUUAAAAUUGUUUAUAUACUGUCUUUCAUUUCAAGAAGAAAUACCAAGGUGGUUCACUGUGGUCACUGUUGUAACUCUUAAGAUCAGAGUGAAUAAUAAUAAUAAUAAUAAUAAUAAUUCAUUAUGGUUAGUGUGCAUAACUCUUGAGAAAAGUACUGGGGAACCUCUAAUUCUCCAGAUGUUGUUGACUAUGGCCACACGCACCUCAUUAAUUUAAAGCACUAUGAUUACCGCUUUAAACAGGCAUGGCUUCCCCCAAAGAAUUCUGGGAGCUGUAGUUUCUUAACAGUGCUGAGAGUUCUUAGGAGACAUCAAUUCACCUCGCAGAGUUUCUGUUCUUAGAGUUGUCUGUGAAGAGGGAUUGAUUGCUAAACCACUCUGGAAAAUGUAGCUCCAUGAGGAGAAUAAGAAUCUCCUAAGAGUGAUCAGAUUUCUCAACCAACUAUAUGGUUCCCAUGAUUCUUUGGGAGAAUCCAUGACCGUUUAAAAUGGCACGAUACUGUUUUAAAUGUAUAGUGCAGAUGUGGCCCAGCUUUGGAAACGUGUGUGCCAAUCUCGUGUCAAUUUCAACUGUCCAGUUCGGAACACAGAGGAAGAUGGUGAGCUCUUGAGCAGAACUGGGGACCAGGUAGGCUGGGAUUUCACAGUGACAUUGACACAGGAUCUUAAUACAUCAUUCAACAUUUUUGUCCCAAUCAACCCAGAGAAGAAGGCAAAUAUGGUAGAUAGGCAGAUGGAAGGCAUUCACAAUUCUUAGCUGGUGUGUCCUGAUUUUCAUCAGGUGCAUCAGUCUGUGCAAACCCCAUUAUGUGAAUGCAAUGGACCAAACUGAGCUUUGGGCAUUCCAACACAAGUCAUGCUAAACACACUCUGAGGGAUAUGCCGAAAGCCAAAUCUGGGCAGGACUCAACCUGAAGGCAUGCAUGCAUAGCACACAACUAGUACAGGUCAACAGGGUGGGAGAUUAGCAAUGCUCUGGUUGGCAACAGUGGCUUCCAUGGAUUGAGGUGAGUUCUUGAGGAUGCCUGGCAACCCGCUGCUGGAAACUAACAUUCUGUUAGUUAACCAACAGAGUUCUUCUUAUAUUAUGCCUUGUCUCAGCUCUUUUGCGUCAGUGUGCUGCAUCUGAAAGAAAGGCAGAAUUCUCUCAGGGAAAAGUAUCAUUCUGAAUUAGGAUAUGCAGCAGUUAGCAAGUGUCACUAAUAUGAAUGGAAUUACGAUGCCAAGGAAUGGAUGUGAUUGUGAAAGCAUUUCCCUUUACACAGCGUUUUGGAUGGCCCCAUCACAGAGGUGAUGAAAGGUUGCAUGCUAUGUUGCCCAAUUGCAUUCUCAACCCCAUCCCAGGCCACUUGGCUACAAAAAAAAUGAAAUACCAAAACUAAUGUCAAUAUUUAGAGUUUGUACUAUAUUUAGUUCCUGUUGCACCAGUUUUUAGCAAGUGAGCUGAUCAAUUAAAUUUCCCUUUUUAGACCUGGCAUCUAACCAAAAGCUAAAAAUAGAAGACCCAAGGUCCUUUGGCUGCUAAUUUAGGCACUGAUCCUCUGAGCAUUCCGUAAAUAUAGAACUUGGAUUUAGAGUGAAAAAAUGUGGGGCAAAGAUUUAAAUCCACAUUUCCAAAUAGUGGUUGUCGGAGUUGUGUGUGGAGAGUAUGUGAGGUUGGAGUUUUCCUGGUGUUUCUUUCUCCCCCAUUGAUGAAGUGCUGACUUACGCCUUCUAAACUCUCUUGUUUGGCAGCAAUUAUACUGUACUUGUGCAUAAUGUAAGAGAGCAUAUGGAGGCAAGGAAGAGAGAUUUUUUAAAAACAUGCUUGUGCAUUCUUAACUGUAGAUGAAGCACAUUAUCUUCGAUAAUGCAUGUGUGUGUUGCCAUUAUUACAAGUCACUCCAUUAUUAUUAUUUUUAUUAAAAUAAUUCAGCAUUAAUACAUACAUAUUACGAAUAAACAGACAAACAUACAUUUCAUACAAUCCUUAAAAAUAUUCAUACCUACCCACACUCAAUCCCACAGAUACUUCCUUUUCCCACCACCAUCCCUCACCCCACCCUUGUGUUAGACUUCCAAUCUACUCAAUUGCAAUUCCUUUACACUUCUAUUACAGUGGUGCCCCGCAAGACGAAUGCCUCGCAAGACGAAAAACUCGCUAGACGAAAGGGUUUUUCGGUUUUGCGUUGCUUCGCUAGACGAAUUUCCCUAUGGGCUUGCUUCGCAAGAUGAAAACGUCUUGCGCUUUUUUCUUAAAGCUGCUUGAAGAGGCGCAGUUGCGACGGACCGUGCUUCGCAAGACGAAAAACAUCGCAAGACGAAAAGACUCGCGGAACGAAUUAUUUUCGUCUUGCGAGGCACCACUGUACUUUCUUUCACACACGUUUAAACCAACUUUCUACUUCUUUUUCUGUUACACAUUGUUAUCCAUCUUAUUUAGUAUUUCAGUAUUUAUAACGGAACUUGUUUAUUCUAAUAGGAGUUCUGAUUUUUCAAUGUGAUUUUGCAAGUAUAAGUCAUUGCAUUAUUACAGUGAUAUCCCACUAAGAACAUGUGAAACAUCUUGCUCACUGUGGUUUCCCAGAGUUUCAGGCAGGGUUCUUUCCCAGUGUGACCUGGAGAUGCCAGGGAUUUGGAACCUUUUGUGUGCAAAGCAAGUGCUCUACAACUGAUGUUAAGCAGGACAUAAAAAAGUCCUUCUGAUGUCUAGCAAGACAUUAAAAAGUCCUGCUAGAUCAGACCAGGUGCCCACCUAGUCUAGCAUUCUUCUCUCACUGUGGCCAACCAGAUGUCUAUGGGAAGCCCACACCAUAAGCAGAAUUUAAGCACUACAGCACUUUCCCCUUCUGUGAUUCCUAACAACUGUUAUUCAGAGGCAUUCAUCUUCAGAGCAGGAGGUGGGUCUGAGUAAUUCCCGGGGGAGGCUUAACACGCACACACAUCACUUUAUGUUGGAGCUGGUUGUAUCAGGUCAGACAACUGAUCCAUCUAAGUUCAGGGACAGGCACUGAAUAAUUAAGCGGGAAUGAAGCGAUGCUGCUAUGUUGCUAAACAAGAAGUAAUGCAAUGGGCAGAAGCUGCAAGGAGGAAGCUACUAACAUACCCUGCAACAUUUCUCCGAUGAAAAUAGGGACACCCUAUUCCGUAAUUAUAAUAAAUAUAAUUUUAUACCCUGUCCAUCUGACUGGGUUGGUCCAGCCACUCUGGGCAGCUUUCAACAUAUAUAAAAACAUAACAAAACAUUAAACAUUCAAAAACUUCCCUAUACAGGGCUGCCUUCCGAUGUCUUCUAAAAGUUGUUACUUAUCUCCUUGGCUCGAAGGUUGCAUAACUCCAUACCCUCCAAUAUUUCACUGAUGAAAAUAGGGACAUCCUAAGGAAAAGCUGGACAUUCCGGGAUCAAUUCAGAAACUGAGACAGCUUCUGUAAAUCCAGGACUAUCCCUGGAAAAUAGGGAUACUUAGAGAGUCUCUAUUAAUUAAAGGCACAAUGGCCUUGAAAAUCUUCGAUGGAAUUGUCAGCUAUGCCACUCCACACUAGACAUGUUAGUGUUGCAGUUCCUUUUUAGCAUAGGAAAAAGAUAACCACAAAUCAGGUCUAAAAAAGUUGGGAGGAUGACAGAGAAAGCACUGGAAUGGAAAAGGCUAGCAAUGCAGUUGACUGGGAUUCGCAGCAAAUAAUAAUGAUAAAAUGAGUGAACAAAACAUGGAAAUUCCAGACCACAAUCUCUUGGAGUAUAGGAACUGCUGUCCCUUGACUGUCCUGUGGGGUGUGCAUAGGGCAGAAAAAAAGCUGGCUCGAGUCUGUGAAGUGGCACCCUUUUUGGAUCAGAAAUGCUGACCUACUGUUUUCUACAUAAGCAGCAAAUGAAGGCCAGUGGUGAUAGGUAUAGAGUGCAUUGACACUGUUCACAAGGACACCCAAAUCCUUACAUAAUUCUAGCAGGAGUUUAAUAUAGGACAAGAGUUGAAGGAAUCAUUACAACAUGAAGUGGUGGCAUGCAGACUCCACCUGCACCCUUUAAGUGACUCUGUUGACACAUGCUAUACUGUACCCAUCUUCUUGGACAUUUGCUUGUGUGUCUUCUCAUGUAGGUGGAGCAGAUCCUCUCAGAAUUCCGGCUACAGGAACAGGAUCUGAAGAAGGUGAUGCAUCGGAUGCAGAAGGAGAUGGACCGGGGCCUGAAGCUGGAGACACAUGAGGAAGCCUCUGUGAAGAUGCUGCCUACUUAUGUACGCUCUACCCCUGAGGGAUCAGGUAAGCAACAAUGGUGGUUGUGUCAUUUUGGUGUAGCUCAGGAGGUCUGACCUACAACCAACCUACCUGCUGAAGUCAAGGAUACUAGCAUAGGGCUAGAUAACCUGUGGCCCUCUAGAAGUUGCUCAACUCAACUCCCAUCGUCCAGGCAGCAGGAAACAUGGGCAAUGGCCAGGGAUAAUGGGAGCUGUACUCCAACAGCAUCUAAAUGGCCAUAUGUUCCCCACUACAAUGCUAUUGUCCAGAAGCAGUUCCCCAAACAGGGCUUCUUGGCAGGUGAGUCACUGUUGCUUACCAGGAUGGAAUGGGGGAGAGGAGAGGUGGCAAGGAGAUUGGCAUGGUGCAAAUGCAUUGGCAGGGGCCGUGAAUUGGCUCUGCCGGUGCAUUUGUGCUGCACUGACUUUACUGCUUCUUCACCCCUUCUCCUUCCAGGAAGCAACAGUGACCCACUUACUGGGAAGCUAGCGUUGUGGCUCCACCCCAUCCAAUGAACCACUUCUGCUAGUAUGUCUUCUGAACUCUUAUGUCCUGACCCCUGACUCUGAUCCAAUGUUUACUAUAAUUGAGCUGUUCUCAUUAUAGGUUGCUGGCCCAUUUAAUGAAUGUCAGAGACUGCCGUAGAUUAACAGUAACUCUUUUAUGGUAUAAAAGUGACUAUACAGUAGCCCUAAUAAACUCACCAAUGCAGAACUUAUUGUGCUUUAGUCCUAAUCUAGCUUCACUUCCCAUGCCCUAGCCUGCCCUUUCAGGAUCCCAUUUCACCACAUUUACAAACAACUGAGGGAAACAAUGAGCUGCAUGAACAACCCUUAGUAACUUUUGUACCCUGAGGUGAUGAGUAAACUAUCAGUCAGCUCUAAUAGCACCUGGGGAUUAUUCUGCUCUUAAUUGGUUGCUAUUUCUAUCUAAAGAAUGAUUAGUCUCUGUAUUGUGCAUUUCCUGAUCAGUCUGCCUCUGGAGGUCACUUUCCAUGCUCACAGGAUGGGAAACAAGCUGCCAUAGAUGGCAACUGCUGAUGUUUCAGGAUCUUGGUCUAUUGAAGCUUUGUUCUCCUGCUAGCUCUGUCCUUAAACUUGUUGAUUGUAUGGCUGGAUAUGAUUCUGGCACAAGUCUCACGUGUUUUCUGCUCCUUCUAAAUGUAUCACUGUUGGUCAUUACAGCAUUGGAUUGUGGUGUCAAAUAGUGCCCCUGCCCCUGGUUCUGACCAUCACCUCUGACUGUCAAGUUUUAUUCUCACCUGUGAACCAGGAUGUAGUUUUAGCAAUGCUUUUAUCAAACUGUAACUUAUAUAGGCUUUUCUGCCUUUUUAUCUGCUACAUGGACUUCCUUCAGAUCAGGCCACUGGGGAUACAGGUCUGUUUCCAGGGUCAGAACUGGUACUUUGUUGUUGACCCAUUAACAACUAUGCUGGGCUGUUGGUUGCAUUAAUUGCAGUUGCUCUAUCACUCACUUAAAAUGGAUCUUCUUUUUUCAGGCUCUGCUUUGUGGUUUGGAUUGCUCUUUGUGCCUCCCCAUUGGCUUGUAGGUAGUGUUGGCAAUGUGGCUAAAAUUACAUUUCUUUGUGAACUGGGAAAACUCCUUCUCUGCAAAUUGUGGGGCAUUAUUUGUUACAAGUUCAUCAGGCCCCUGUCUGACAAAUACAGUCUUUAAACAACUGAUGGUGGUAGAAUUUGUAAGAUCAAUCAUGUGUGCUAUUUCUAGAUAUUUAGAAAAAUAGUCUAUAUACGUAGCAACCAGGUACUUAUGCUCAUGUAAUUCAUAAAUGUCUGUUCCAACUUUUUUCUAAGGUCUGUCCUGUAAUGGAGUAAAAGUGGUUUCUUUUUUUUUUUUUGCAAAAAUUUUAUUAGUUUUUACAAUAUCAACGACAAAGACAAACACAAAACAAACAAAACAUAACAAACAUAAAUCAUACCCUUAUUGAAAAUAACAGUUAUUUACUUUGUAAAACGACUUCCUCAUUUCCCCUUAGUUGAAUUUCAUUGCAUAUCCUUAUAACGGUUUUCCAAAUCCCAAUUUUGAUACCCUUUAAAUUAAACAUUAACAUCUUUAAGUCUUCUCCUUCUUGUAUUAAACAUAUUAUUUUAUCAGUUGACAUAAAUAUAAUCCUAAGCCCAAUAAGUAUCUGGACGCUAUUUCCAGUUAUUUUAGCUUAACAAAUUUAGCUAAAUAAUCAUUAAAUUUCUUCCAUUCUUCGUGGUGUUCCUCCUCCUUCUGGUCGCGGACUCUUCCGGUUAGAUCGGCUAGCUCCAUAAAAUCCAUCAUCUUCAUCUGCCAUUCUUCUACUGUUGGUAAUUCUUGAGUUUUCCACUUAUUAGCUAACAAAAUACGAGCCGCAGUUGUGGCAUACAAAAAUAGAUUAACAUCUUUCUUGGGCAAUUCCGAACCUGUUAUUCCAAGAAGAAAGGCCUCUGGUUUCUUUAUAAAUGUAUAUUUCAACAUUUUUUUCAAUUCAUUAUAAAUCUUUUCCCAGAAGUCUUUCACCUUGGGGCAGGUCCACCACAUAUCAAAGAAUGUUCCUUCCUUUUCUUUACAUUUCCAACAUGUAUUAUCACAAUUAUGAUACAUCUUUGCUAGUUUUACUGGAGUCAAAUACCAUCUAUACAUCAUCUUCAUAAUAUUUUCCUUUAACAAAGUACAUGCGGUGAACUUCACCCCUUUCUUCCACAAUCUUUCCCAGUCCUCAAACAUUAUAUUAUGUCCUAAAUCUCUUGCCCAAUCUAUCAUCACCGAUUUAACUUGUUCAUCUUUCGUAUGCCACUCCAGCAAAAGCUUGUACAUUUUAGAUAGGUUUUUACCUUCAGUGUCUAACAACUCCGUCUCCAGCUUAGAUUUUUCCAAGGCAAAACCAUUUUUCUUAUCCAGUUUAUACAAUUCGUUAAUCUGGUGAUAAUGUAGCCAAUUUAGCUUAUCUUUAAUUUGCUCAAAUGGUCUUAAUUUAUAACCUUCCUCUUCCUCUAUCAAUAAGUCAUAAUAUCUCAACCAUUUGGUAUCCAUAUUUAAUUUUUCUGGGCCUUUGCCUCCAUUGGUGAAAGCCAUCUGGGCGUCUUUCUUUCUAAAAGGUCUUUGUAUUUUAUCCAAACAUUAUACAACGAUUUCCUAAUUAUAUGAUUUUUAAAUGCUUUAUGGGCUUUUACUUUAUCAUACCACAAAUAUGCAUGCCAAUCAAACACAUUAUCAAAUCCCUCCAAAUCUAGUAAAUCUGUAUCUUCUAAUUUCAUCCAUUCUUUAAUCCAACAAAGUGCGGCAGCUUCAAAAUAGAUUUUUAAGUCUGGCAGAGAGAAUCCCCCUCUUUCUUUGGAAUCCGUAAGUAAUUUGUAUUUAAUUCUGGGUUUCCUCCCCUGCCAGAUAAAUCUAGAAAGAGCUUUUUGCCAUUCUUUAAAACAUUUCACAUUGUCUAUAAUUGGGAGGGCUUGAAACAAAAAAAGCAUCUUUGGCAGCACAUUCAUCUUAAACACAGAAAUCCAGCACAUUAAUGACAAUUUUAAGUUAGACCAUACCUCUAAAUCUCUUUUAAUUUCAUUCCAUAUUUUCUCAUAGUUAUCCUUAUACAGAUUCAAAUUUUUCCCAGACAGGUUCACCCCCAAAUAUUUAACUUUUUUCACAAAAUCUAGGCCCAUUUUUUCUUGUAAUAUUUUCCUUUCUUCAUUAUCCAGAUUUUUCUCUAUUACUUUGGUCUUGCUCUUGUUUAAUUUAAAUCCUGCUACCUGACCAAACUCAUGUAUUAGCUCCAGUGCUUUAACUGCACUGGAGUCUGGAUCUUGUAAUGUCAGAACCAAAUCAUCAGCAAAGGCUUUUAAUUUGUAUUGUUUCGAACCUACUGUAAUACCUUUAACUUGUUCGUCUUUUCUAAUCAUACUUAGCAAGACCUCCAGUACAGAGAUAAACAGCAGAGGGGACAGUGGGCAUCCUUGCCUGGUUCCCUUCUCAAUUCUAAUUUCCUCUGAAACCACAUUAUUUACAAUAAUUUUAGCUUUUUGUUCUUGAUAGAUCGCUUUAAUACCAUUUAUAAAAUCAUGACCUAUCCCCAUACUCUCUAAGUUAUGUAACAUAAAACUCCAAGAAACAUUAUCAAAGGCUUUCUCAGCAUCGAUAAACAUUACUUUGCUUUACAACUCUUUCUUGCUUCUAACUUUUCCAAUAUAUCCACAACAUUUCUAAUAUUAUCUUUCAUAUGUCUUCCAGGCAGAAUUCCUGCCUGGUCUUUAUGAAUAUACUCAGAUAAAACCUUUCUUUAGCCUAUUAGCCAGUAUAUUUGCAAAAAAAUUAUAAUCCACAUUAAGUAGGGAGAUUGGUUUGUAGUUUUUUUACGUUGGAUCUAUCCUGACCCUGUAUAAAAAGUGGUUUCUUUUGCUGAGUGGCUCUAUUCUAGUGGCAGAAACAUCACUAUUUUCUUUUUUAUAUAUAAUUUUAUUUAUAAACGUUACAACAAUUAUUCAGCCAUAAUUCUAACAUUUCAGACUUUGACUCCCUUCCCCCUCUUUCUGUGGUUUUUUACAUUUAUUUUCAUCCUUUCCUGCAUACUCCAAAUUAUCUUAACUUAUUCUUCUAAUCAUCUAUUCUCAUAUAUAUCUCAGAUAUGUUUUUGAAACUGCAGGUUUUUACAAUAGUCCUGCCAAUAUCUUGAUCUGUUUACAGUUUAUUUGUAAAUACUCAAUAAACCAUUUCCAUUCCUUUCUAAAAAAUUGUUAUAUUUCUUAUUCAUCCAGUAAGUUUUGUCAUUUCUGCAUACUCCAUUAAUUUCUGUAACCAUUCUUCUCUCUUCAGGACCUUUUCUUCCUUCCAUUUUUGGGCAAAUAACAUUCUUGCAAUUGUGGUUGCAUACAUAAAUUUCUAUACUGUUUAGGUAGUUCUGAUCCCAUAAUUCCCAAAAGAAAAGCUGCUGGGUUUUUCUACAAAUGUUAUCUUAAAAGGCUUUUUCAAUUCAUUAUAUAUCAUUUCCCAAUAAGCUUUAACCUUAUUACAAGACCACCACAUAUGGAAAAAGGUACCUUUUCCAACACUUACUCAAUUUUUAUUUAUACAUUUUUGCCAAUCUACUAGGUGUUAGGUACCAUUUAUAUAACAUUUUCAUAUAAUUUUUUCUUAAACCAUAACAUGCUGUAAGUUUUGUAUCCGUAUUCCAUAAUCGUUCCCAAGCUUCUAUUUCUAUGUUAUGACCAAUAUCUAUUGCCCAGUGUAACACUGAAGAUUUCACUUGUUCAUUCUUUGUCUCCUAUUCCAAUAACAUUUUAUACAUCUUAGAUAUCACUUUAGCAUAACAGAUCUCUCUCUAGUUGUGAUAGUUGUUCCCCAAACUCCUGCUUCAUAUCCUUUCUAAAUACUUCAUUCAAAUGAUGAUAUUGUAACCUUGUUGUUACCAUCCCUGAUAAAUCCUUAAACUCUUAUAAUUUAAAUUCUCCACCCUCCUCUCUUAGCAAAUUUCAAUAAAUUCCAUCAUAUUUUUCUUUUUCACCAUUAUGGCUUCCAAAGGUGAAAGCCAAAGUAGCGUUUUAGUAUCCAAUAAAUGUUCUAUUUAUCCCAUAUUCUAUACAAAUUUUUCCUAAUUAUAUGGUUGGCGAAACCUUUAUGUAUCUUUUCACACCACAAAUAAGCAUGCCAAAAUGUUAUCGUGACCUUCCAAAUCUAAAAUAUGUGAUUCUUCAAUAACAACCAUUCCUUCAACCAGCACAGACAAGAUGCUUCAUAAUAUAAUCUCAUAUCCAGCAGGGAGAAACCUCUCUCUUUUGCAUCUAUCAGUAUUUUAUAUUUUAUUCUCAGUUUUUUCCCCUUGCCAGAUAUAUUUAGAAAUAUCUUUUUGCCAUUUGUUGAAACAAUGUCUUGCCAAUCAGCCGUAUUGAUUGAAACAAAAAUAGCAUCCUUGGUAAUGCAUUCAUUUCUAUGGUUGGCACUCUACCCAACAAUGAAAGUUUCAUUCUACCCCAUAUUUGCAAAUUUAUUUUAAUAUCCUCUCAAGUUUUCAAAUAGUUAUCUUUAUACAAAUUUAUAUUCUUUGCUGUUAACCAUACACCUAAAUAUUUAGCCUUCUUUUCAAUCUUUAGAUCUGAUAUAUUUUGUAGUUUAUUUUUACUCUCAUCAUUCAUGUUUUUAAGACCUGCUAUUUCUCCAUUUUUUAAUCUCUUCUAGUGCUUUCAGAAUUAACUCUAUUGGUUCUUCUCCAGAUACCACCAUAUUGUCUGCAAAUGCUUUUAAUUUAUAUUGUCUCUGUCCCACCCUUAUUCCUUUAAUUUCUUGAUUACAUCUUAUUCUUUGCGCCAAAACUUCUAAAACUAAUAUAAACAAUAAAGGUGACAGUGGGCAGCCUUGUCUAGUUCCUUUAGUUAUUUUACAGUUGUUAGUCAAUACAUUAUUUACUAUCAGUUUUGCUGAUUGUUCUGUAUAUAUUGCCUUGACUCCUUUUAUAAAAGUGUCUCUACAACUUAUAUAUUCCAAAACUUUAAACAUAAAGUCCCAGGAGACAUUAUCAAAUGCUUUCUCUGUCUAAAAACAUUAAGGUUGCUUGUUUUUCAUUUCUCACUUUUAAAAAUUCUGUUACAUCAAUUAUAUUUCUAAUAUUAUCUUUCAUUUGUCUUCCUGGCAAAAAUCUGGCCUGAUCUUGAUGGAUUUCCUUUUUUGAUACAGCUUUCAGCCUAAUUAACUAAUAUAUCUGCAAAAAGUUUAUAAUUGUUAUUCAACAAAGAUAUAGGCUGAUAGUUCUUAACCAACUCUUAGGAAUCAAAGUUAUAUAUGCACUCUUCCUGAGUGCUGUGUACACACUCCCAUUUACUAUUCGCCCAGUGUGCUUCCAUUGCUGGUUUGUGAAGCUGUGUACACAUAAUGUUAACCGCAAUCCACAUCUAUCCCAUAGUUUCUUGAGAAUCACUGUGGUUUGCUGCAUUUCCCACCAAACUAGCUACAAUCUGAUUUGAUUCCAUAAGCACAUCCACACACACCCUUCUGCCCACUGAUGUGGACAGACAGCGGGUGACUGGGAAACACAUCAAAUCAUACUGAUGUGUACAAUAAUUUAUGAAUGUGGUUUGAAAUACAGCAGAAAAAUAUUUAAGCUGGCAAUGUGUAGACAGUCAUAGUCUUGCACGCUCUGUAUAUUUGAUGAUGCCCUGGUACCCUUCACAGAGUUCCACUAGGACAUCUUGUCAUAUCUCAGCAGGAAUGACAAUUCAAUUUCUACAAAGGACUAAGCCCUUUAAGUGUGAGUCUCGUUCCCCCAAAAGGGGUUUGAGCUCGGCUGGGAUGCUCCUCUAUUCAUUUACGCCAGGCAUGGCCAAACAUCAUCCCCGACCACUGGUCCGGAUAGCUAGGGAUGAUGGGAGUUGUAGUCCCAAAACAACUGGAGGGCCAAGUUUGGCCAUGCCUGAUUUAAGCAGUGUAGUAUGUUUGCCAGUUUUGGUAGAAAUCUGUCUCAACACUGUACCAUGCCCAAUAAGCUUUUCAGCUCGACAAUGGAUUCUGGUGGGGUAAUUCCUGAAAUAGCUUUCACCUUCUUAAGAACAAGGCUCACACUAUAUUCAUCUAUGCAAUAGCCCAGGUGCCCAUUCUGUCCUACCAAUUCCAGUGGUCCCCAGCCGCCCACCACUGGUCAUAAAUGGCGAUUCCCUCAGCUUUUUCUUACACACUUACCUUUAGAAAAUAGAAGUCAGGCAAGCGCCCCGUCACCAUAGGUAUUGACAUGAAUCACCCUGCCUCUUAAUUACAAUCCUGCAGUUGAGUUGGGUUCUUCUAGGAUCUGUGUACAAGGCAACCUAGCCCAGGUGGUCCCCCAAAGACUAAACUGACAUGUCACACUCUGGGAUUGCAGAGGUGGGAGAUUUUCUGUCUUUGGAUCUCGGGGGCACCAAUUUCCGAGUCAUGCUGGUGAAAGUGGGUGAAGGUGAAGAAAAACAAUGGAAUGUGAAGACGAAGCACCAGAUGUAUUCCAUACCGGAGGAUGCCAUGACGGGAACAGCGGAAAUGGUGAGUCAGAUGAGCAGGUGAAAUCAACCAAGUUACGUAUUGCAUCGUGACUUGCAGGUGUUCAGGAGGAGGCUUGCCCUUGGGAAGGAGGGAGGCCACAUUGUCAGAAGCAGAGGCAAUGUAGUCCACUUGGCAAAAUGUUGGACCUGGCCUGGACCUGAGUUCAAACCCUUUCAAAUAAUGACUCUCAUUCUCAAUUCAGAACCUUCCACAGAAGUCUCCAACUGUCCAGGACAAUUGACAUACUCUUUGUCUAAACCCAAACUGUGAUCUUGCAUUGCAAGACAAACUCAGUUGACUCCAUUUUUAUCUGAUGAAGUGGGCUCUAUUCCAUGAAUGCUUAUGCCAUGAGAAAAAUGGUUAGACAUAAAAUGUUGGAGUCAGCGUAGCGCUGAACAGGUCAUUCCACCGGCGCAAGGAUUUCUCCUCGUGCAACACAAUUAUCACCCUCUCUCCUCCCUCUGCGGGCCCUCUAAAUCCGCCCCUCCAGAGGAGAUUUUGGGAUGAUACAAGGCACGCACAGGUGGAAGAGAGGGAGCAGACAUAUUGCUUCGCUUCCAAUCAAUGCAUGCCUCAUAGUUUUCUGGUGAAAUCAUGUUACUUUUUAUGCCACAAACUUUCCAGGUUCCGUGUUUUCCCAUUUUUGUUGCACUAUAGCACAAGAGUGCCCAGGGGACAGCUGUGCAAUGACAUUGGGGAAGCCUUACAGAACAGCGAAUAAAGCAGAAUUAUGUGUGAACAGUAUAAACCCACCACUUACACACUAUUAUUGCAUCAAAGACAUGUUGCAGAGUGAGCGAAAUUGACAGAUUCAUCCAUCCUUCCAUGUUCCUCCAGAACUGCUUGUGGAAUGCUAAGGGAGAUUGCUGAACGUUUUCCCUUCCUUUCCCCGCAAACAGCAAUGGACUUUUUGUGUGUGUGUGUCUUUCUUCCCCAGCUCUUUGAUUACAUCUCAGAAUGCAUCUCCGACUUCCUAGACAAACAUCAGAUGAAACACAAAAAGCUACCUCUUGGCUUCACGUUUUCGUUCCCUGUUCGACACGAAGACCUCGACAAGGUGGGAUUUGGGAAGGGGGUUCCCUUCUCAAUGCUCUCUCUUUCUGCAUGAGUUGUUCAUUUGAGCCACUGAACCAUGUAUAAUGGUAGCCUGAUGAAUGUAAGUAACAUAACAAAAUAGCACUUCCAGGCAGGGGGAAUACUACAACUCCCAUCAGCCCCAGGCAGCACUGUCCAAAUGCACAGCAAACCAACAACUUUCCUGAAUUUAUAGCAGAAGCAUCAUGCAGAAAGAUGUCACAUGUGUCACUGAUAGUCAUGUACAAUCAUUCCAGAUUCUGGAAGGGUGCUUUUCCAUACCUGUCCAUUGCUCCAGUUGUUAUCCUGUUGCUUUCCACACAUCAGUUAAUGAUUAUUAUUAUUAUAUUAUAUAUUAUUAUUAUUAUUAUUAUUAUUAUUAUUAUUAUUACAUCACAUUGACCCAAUGCAGGGAUAAUUUUUGCCAAAGAGAUUUUGCUUAUUUCAGGAUGUUUCUUCUGAUCCUUUAAAUCUCUCGGUCUGCAGGGGAUCCUAUUGAACUGGACUAAAGGCUUCAAAGCAUCAGGAGCUGAAGGGAACAACGUAGUUGGGCUUUUGAGAGAUGCUAUCAAACGGCGAGGGGUGAGAUGAAAACUGUGUUGUGCUGUUCAGUUCAUUAUUUCUCCUCAGUUGCUUCGUAAGACUGUAAGAAGCUCCCUUAUACCAGGUCAGUCUGUCUGUCCAUCUGUCAUCUAGCUCAUGCAAUGACUGGCAACAUUUCAAUAGAGUCUCUAGCACAGGUUCUUUCCCACCACAUAUUAUCUGCUUCUUUUAACUUUGGGCUUAUUCCAGACUUACAUUUCCUCCAUACUUUCUCAGCACAAUCUGUGCUUUAAAGUUCUGUGUCCGAAAACUCUUUCUUGUUUUUUGCUCUGGAGCCUUCCCUGCAAAACCCGCUAUUUACAGCUGAAUCAAAGCUGAUUCUGCUGAAAACCUGAAUUGCUGUUUGUUGUUCUUCAGCUUUAGAGAGUGGGUUUUUGCAGGGAAAGCUCUGGGGCAAAAAGAAGAGCACUCAGACAUGGGCUGGCAAAGUGCAGGCCUGUAUGUGGAACGAGCAGGGCAAAAGUUAAGUGUGGAGAAGCCCCUAGCCAAAGGUGUCAGGUACAGGUGGCAAUCAUUUUGUGCAGGGUUUCCAUUCCUGGCCCCUGGGUGUGUCAACAGAGUCUGCAAAAGCCCACCCAGCCCUGUUCUGCCCAUUCACUCCUGUUCUGCCCUGCCCCUGUUCAGCCCUCCUCUGGGUACGAAAGAUCCUGUGCAUUGGCAGCCGUGCAACAAUUGGAUGUGUACAAAACGUUCGCCACUUGUCCUUAAAGGAUUCACAGAUUUGGGGAAGGGCCAUGGCUCAGCGGUAGAACAUCAGGUUCGAUCCCUCACUUCUCUAAGUAAGGCUGAAAGAGAAAGUCCCCCUCCCCCCGGCUUGAAAUCCUGGAGAGCUUCUGGCUGUCAGCGUUGACAAUACUGAGCUUGAUGGACCCCAAAAGCAGCUUCCUAUGUUCCUAUCCAAAUUUGCAUGUAUCAAUACUUCUGGGCAAGAUGCAAUGGCCAGUGCCUGGAGUCUCACCCGCAUCAUGUGCUGCAGUGUGCACAGCCACCCUUCCUUCCUUUCAUGCGUUUUAUCCACACACACAAACUACUUCCAGUUUCCCAAGAGUAUUAUGGCACUAUAGUAUUCCAUGGUGAAGAGUUUUUGCAUCUGUUGGGGAUGCGAGUGGUGCUGUGGUCUAAACCACUGAGCCUCUUGGGCUUGCCGAUCGGAAGGUCGGCAGUUCGAAUCCCCGCAACGGGGUGAGCUCCCAGUGCUCUGUCCCAGCUCCUGCCAACCUAGCAGUUCGAAAGCACACCAGUGCAAGUAGAUAAAUAGGUACCGCUGUGGUGGGAAGGUAAACGGCAUUUCUGUGCGCUCUGGUUUCUGUCAUGGUGUUCUGUUGUGCCAGACAGAAGUGGUUAAUCAUGCUGGCCACAUGACCUGGAAGCUGUCUGUGGUCAAACGCCGGCUCCCUCGGCCUGAAAAGCGAAAUGAGCACUGCAACCCCAUAGUCACCUUUGACUGGACUUGACCGUCCAGGGGUCCUUUACCUUUACCUUUUUACCUGUUCUAUCUGUGCUUCUCUUAGUUGGGUUUCUUCUCCUGAACAGCCUUUAAUUGCGGUGCUUCUUUCCACCCCUUGGUAGGACUUUGAGAUGGACGUAGUCGCAAUGGUCAAUGACACAGUGGCAACGAUGAUAUCCUGCUACUAUGAGGAUCACCAAUGUGAAGUUGGCAUGAUAGUGGGUAGGUCACCUCUCCUUUUAAUAUGCACCUGGUCACAAUCAGCUUCAAACUGGGGCUUUAAUCCUUAUUUCUAUUUAUUGGACAUAGCUUUCUUAUACAGGUCAGCCAAUUUGUACAAUCUAGCCCAGCAUUGUGUAUUAUUACUGCUCACCAAGGUCUUAAGCAGAGGGUCUUCUUCAUCACUUGCUACCUGAUCCUUUCAAUUGAAGCUACUGGGGGUUUAACCUGGGACCAUCUGUAUACAAAGCAUCUGCUGUGUCUCUCGUGAAAGCCAUUGUUUCUAACACUUGUGGGGGGACAUGUCAUGCUCUUUCUGGGAUACUUGUCCACCUUUGGUCCCCACCCUGCACUCAGCCCUCACCUGUGGCUCCUAGAAGCUGUCAGAAUGUGACAGUGACCACACCCCGGGAAACAGAUUUGACUUGCCGGCUAAGCCAGGUGAGGGUAGGCAAUGGGUCUCGGUGAGUUAGGGACUUCCCCUGCGUGUGAAUGCAGGCUUCAGCAGAUUGAGUGGACAAGAUCAAUAGUGGGCCCAAUGGUCAAGAAGGCGGUUUCUGUACAUGCUGUAGAGCAAAGUGAGGGGCAGAUGGGACUUGUCAACCUGGUAUGGCAGCCCAUUUAGGAGAAGGAAAACUCUGAUCCUAAACCUCCACUGCCUUGUGGGAAUAUCUUCAGGAGAAGAAAAGGCUAAGGAGUAAGCCCUACACAAAUCCCAAGUGGAGUCCCUAAGACGGUUGGAUGGCAUAUGCCUUCUUCUGGCAGCUCCUGCAGCCAAACUGGUAUCAAAUACAUUGCUCUGCUUUCCUUUGGAUCACAUCAGCAAGACCGAGGGAGGUGGGGACUUGUCAUCUGGGCAGCCCAGGACCUCCAGGCUUGCACUCUGGGGAGGUCACUUUGGUACUGCUAACACAGCAGUUUGACUUCACCCCCAACAACAACGUUGAUAAUGGCCUUAGAUAUCAGCAGACAGGCUAAAGCUGAAACAAUGCAUUGGCUAUUGCCAUUCUCAGCAGUCUUCACACCAGAGACGGAUCUACUAUAAAACUAAUGAAGCUUAAGCUUCAAGAGCCCUGAUUCCUGAGGGGGCCCAGAAGCAACUUUGGUCCACAUUGCUUAAAAAAAUCUGGGCCUGCCUAGUUGACCCAAUUUGAGUGGCACGACAAUUUGAGUGGCACGAUGUUAUAUAUAUUUCAACAACCCCAAAGUUUGACAGAUGUUGUAAAGGUGUGGUGAUCUGUCACGGAACAACCCCACUGAAGAGGAUAACAGUGGUUACCCAGACCUCAUUGUUGGUUGCGAAGGGGGGCCCAUGACAGUUCAAGUUUUGGGCCCCCAAAAAUGUCGGUUCGCCACUGCUUCCCAUUGGUGCAUUAUUGGUAAUCAUUAGAUAUAUAGUUCUUGUCUCUUUAAAUUCAAAGGAACUCUAUCUAUUGAUCUAUCAAUUGUUUAAUCAAUCAAUCAAUCAAUCAAUCAAUCAAUCUGGCCAACCUAUCUGUCUGUCUGUCUGUCUGUCUAACUAUCUAUCACGUAAAGUAAAGCAGGUGGGUCACAGCCAGACAACUAAAAACACUAAUACUGGAAUCAGAUUCCACUAAAAGCCUGGCCAAAGAACCAGGAAUUCAGUAGGCUUCUAAAGCUUAGUAGAGUAGAUGCCAGUCAUAUCACAUGGGGGAGUUCCAAAACCAGGGUGGCACCAUUAAGAAGGCUACCCGCUGUGUUGCCAUAUUGUAGACCUCAAUUAAAGAUGGCACAGCCAAGAAAGUCUCCUUGGUGGAUCUUAACAAAUGGACAGGCCUAUCCAGGACAAGGUAUUGUCUCAGGUAUCCCAACCUCAGGUAGUAUAAGGCUUUGUAAGUCUCUGUACCUUGAAGCAGGUUCACUAGCAUAUAGUCAGCCAAUGCAGUUCUUUCAGAAUCAGUGUUAUAUGUUUGCAGUAGGCCACCCCAUAGAGAAGCCUAAGCUUUCCAGCAAACUCCACUUGCUAGCCAGUCACGUGAAGUCAUCUGAUGUCACCUGUCAGUCAUUAUGUUCAUUUGCGCCCUGAGACUUUCCUGCUGGAAAACUCACCAUGAACAACAAGAAAGGUUGUUGUUGUUAUGAUGUUAUUUAUGACUUGCUUCUCAUGAAGAAUUUUGAAGUGAUUUCACAGUACACACACACACACACACACACACACACACACACAGCAACUGCAUAUGUAAGAACUGUUAAAACAAUUGCAUAUGAAGGUUGUGCCAGAGUUUCCUAUAUGACUCUCGUGCAUUGUCCGAACGUGGUGAAUUCUCUCUGUGUUUCCAUUCUACCAGGCACAGGUUGCAACGCUUGCUACAUGGAAGAGAUGCAGAAUGUAGAGCUUGUGGAAGGGGAUGUAGGUCGGAUGUGUGUAAACACCGAAUGGGGAGCCUUUGGAGCAUCAGGGGAGCUGGACGAGUUCCUCUUGGAGUAUGAUCGUGUGGUGGAUGAGACCUCACUUAACCCCGGUCAGCAGCUGUAAGGAAUAUGACUGAUAAAAUUAAUGUUUAUUGCUUUAUUGAGUUUCACACUUCUCAUUGUGAAUGAGACAGAGAGGAUACCUUUGAGCGGUCAUUAAUGCUGAGGCACCCCCAACCUAGUACUCCCCAGAUGUUGUCAGACUCCAUCUCUCAUUGCCUUCUCACAGCCGAUGGUCAGAGGAUGGGGGUUGGAAUCCAAAACAUCUGGAAGGCACCAGCAGGUUGGGGAAGGCUGGCCCAGCCCUAUCAGCUCAUGGAUGGUUUGAAAUCGGGGGGGAAUAUUCCCUAUGGCGAACCUGAUCUCUGUUCACACUAAUUUUAUAAGCAGAUGUGGGAAUUGGUUGGUGUGCGUGGAGAAACUCUAACAGUGGGAACAUGAUCUGAAUCUAGGCAUAGUGACUGCAUUUCAUCUAUGGAGUUGCUUUCUGGUCUCUGUAGCAUCCCAAAAGGCCUGAGUAAGGCAUGUGUCACAGUUGUGGGAUCCUCUGAGAUGCAGCUGACUCAUACUCUCCUGCACAUAUUUGCUGGCGAGAAAAAUGUGCAGAGUCCAGCAAAGAGGGAGAGGUGGUUGUUUUUCCUGCAGCUCAGAGAAAAUAGCAUCUAUUGCUGAACAAUCACUCUUGAUACCUGAGAGGGUUUUGCUAAAACAAGCUGCAAUUAUGUCAUCUAACAAGUCCUGCCCCCAACCCCAAACGACAUGUACCAGUGAUUUAAUAUUCCCUUUCCCCAGGUAUGAGAAGAUCAUAGGAGGAAAGUAUAUGGGAGAGAUUGUACGGCUUGUGCUGCUAAAACUUGUCAAUGAAAACUUGCUCUUCAAUGGAGAAGCAACAGAGAAGCUAAAAACCAGAGGAUCUUUUGAAACUCGCUUUAUCUCACAAAUUGAAAGGUAGUAUGUUUCUUUAAGGUAUUUCUUUUCUUUCUCUCUCUUUACCUGCCCAGGGUUGGUGUCAGGGUUAGGCAUUGUAGGGCAUUUCCAAAGCCCACACCGCCAACAAGGGACCCACUUCUGUUCUCUGGAGCCUCCUGGCCUUCUGCUUCUCUUCCCCGCUGCCUAAUGGCCUAAUUCAGUAUCAGGCAGCUUCCUAUAUUCCUAAAUAUAGAAUCAGAGUAUGGUAGAGUUGGAAGGGACCCUGAGGGUCAUCUAAUCUGACCCCCUGCAAUGCGAGAACCUCAACACACAGUCCCUAAUCCAAUUUGAAACUAUACCAUUAUCUCCUCCCCCCAACCUCAGACCUUUGUCAAAUGAUGAGGAAUUGCUAACAGAGCUCUCUUGGCGCUGUGGUGUAAACCACUGAGCCUCUUGGGCUUGCCGAUCAGAAGGUCGGCGGUUCAAAUCCGUGCGAUGGUGUGAGCUCCUGUUGCUCUGUCCCAGCUCCUACCAGCCUAGCAGUUCGAAAGCACGCCAGUGCAAGUAGAUAAAUAGGUACCACUGCGGCCGGAAGGUAAAUGGCGUUUCUGUGCGCUCUGGUUUCCAUCAUGGUGUUCCGUUGCGCCAGAAGCGGUUUAGUCCUGCUGGCCACAUGACCGGGAAAGCUGUCUGUGGACAAACGCCGGCUCCUUUGGCCUGAAAGCGAGAUGAGCGCCGCAACACCAUAGUCGGCUUGGACUAGACUUAACCGUCCAGGGGUCCUUUACCUUUAGCUUUUACCUUGAAAGGGGCAUUGUUCAUGGUCGAGCAUCUGCUUCCAUGCAGAAGGUCCCAGGUUUAAUCCCUGGCAUCUUCAGGUACAGCCGCUUGAAAACUUGGAGAGCAUCAACAAUACCGAGCAACAUGGACCCAUGGCCCAACUCAAUGUAAGGCAGCUUCUUAUGUAAACUUCUUUUGAGGAAUUCCACUACCAUCCAGCGCAAGUAGUUCAUCUCUUUAGUCUGAACAUCCUCAGAUGCUAGCACACAGUGGUUGCAUUCCCACUGGUUGGAAAAUUUAGAGUAGGAAAGGGCUGGCCAACAUUAGGAGCCGCCUAGACUGUGCUGCCAUUUAAGGCUAGCAGAUCUGGGCAAACAACCCACCCUGGACAUUAGGCAUUGACUCACCUGGCCGGCUCUCAUGGUUCCAAUUAUCUCGUCCAGGCUCUUGUGGGUCAGUUGGGGGAGUCAGCUGGAAGAAAUCAAAUGAGUAAAAUUAACAAGGACAAUAGUAAGGCCCUCAAAGAGUUCUGUUCCUGCUCUGUAUGGACAGAACUGCUGCUCACAUUCGGCUUCUACAUUAAGAACAUAGGGAUAUAGGAGAAGCCGGCUGGAUCAGACCAUUGGCCCAUCUAUUCCAGCAUCCUGUUUUCACAGUGGCCAACCAAAUGCCACAGGAAGACUGGAAGCACAACAGCGCUCUUCUCACUUUGGAUUCCCAGCCACUGGAAUUCAGAGGCAUACUGCAUCCAAGUGGCUAGGGCGUGGUGAAACCCAUCCCAUGGAGUAAUAUUCAAAACAACCUCCACUACAGUGGUUGUAACUUGUGCCCCACAAGCCCUUGCUCUUCUCCUGCUAGGAGGCAAACAAAUUGCAUUAGCACCUGGUCCACAGCCACCACAUUCUCUCUCCCCCCCAGUCUUAUGAAGCACAAAUCAGUUAUAUGGGAUGAAGCGCACAGGUUGGUUGUGGCCUCCUUCUUCUGGUUUUCCGUUGAGACCUGGGGCGAUGAAACACGCCAGCCCCCUCCACGAUGACAGUAGUGAGAGCCCUUGUACUUGUCGUUCCCAGUGAUCCCGGUGACCGUAAGCAGAUUUACAACAUCUUGACAUCCUUUGGGCUGUUGCCCUCUGUAACAGACUGUGACAUUGUCCGUAUGGCGUGCGAGAGCGUCUCUACGAGGGCUGCGCAGAUGUGCUCAGCUGGGCUGGCCGGUGUCAUUAACCGCAUGAGAGACAGCAGGUGCGAGGACACGUUGAAGAUCACAGUGGGCGUCGAUGGCUCCGUCUACAAGCUCCACCCCAGGUGAGACCUACCUACAGUCUGGCUAUAUCAUGAGGCUUCCAGGGAAGCCUGGGCCUUUCUGAACGAUUCAUCAGUAGAUGUUUAACUAUCAACACGCUUCUGAACGCUGGUGAUUUAGCAGCGCACAGCCACUGCUGUUCUGCUUGAAAGUGGAAAUGGAAUAGCAGCUCUGGGGACAUCCACAAUGUACAUUGAAUGCACAUGGCUCCUCCCUCCCCCAAGGACCCCAGGAGCUGCAGUUUGUUAAGAGUGCUGGGAAUCGCAUCUUUUUAUAAUUGUUAUUAAUUGGACUAUAUAGAAUUUGGGAUAACCCCUCAACAUCUGCAACAAUACAGAGUGGCGGCGUUGGUUUUGUCUGUGGGUGUGUUCUGCUGCAUGCUGUUGCUGCCAUAAAGUUGUGAAUUAGUAGUGAAUUUAUACCAGGCCAACCAAGCAUAAUUCCACUUUGUUAGUGGUUCUGUGAUGCAUCCCUAGUUGCCAUCUGGAGGAGCUCUCUCUGUAGCGCAACAAAAGCAGGACAACACACACAUUGCCCGUUGUAAGAAAAGUUCCAGGAUUUCAGCUGGAAGCUACAAGACAUGCACCGAGUGGAAACAAAGCAGGACGUUUGUCUAGAAAUGUUUGCAGGCGCAAACAAUUUUGAAAAUGAGAUUGCGUGUAACAAGGGCUUUUUUCCAGCCGGAACUCACCAGAACUCAAUAAUAAUAAUAAUAAUAAUAAUAAUAAUAAUAAUAAUUUAUUAUCUAUACCCCAUCCCAUCUGGCUGGGUUUUCCCAGCCACUCUGAGCGGCUCCCAACAGAAUAUUAUUAAUAAUAACAAAAAAAAAUGAUAAAACAUCAAACAUUAAAAACUUCCCUAAACAGGGCUGCCUUCAGAUGCCUUCUAAAAGUCAGAUAGUUGUUUAUUUCCUUGACAUCUGAUGGGAGGGCAUUCCCAUUAUAAGAGAAUAAGGGAGGUGUUCCAACAUCUCUUUUUCUGGAAAAAUAGCAAUGCGUAUAACUGUCCCGGUACCAUCAUAAGCACAAAACAUGAUUAAUGCUCAAUUUAAGAAAAUUCUGGAAGGGCCCAUACGGUAUAGGAAUAGAAUAUUACGUGUAUACGUGUCACUUAGACUCUGGUUGUUGCUUUUUCUAAGGAAAAGCAGUUUCAGUAGAGAAUCCUGCCUGGGGAGCGGUUGGGGAAGGAAAAGAGCGCUUACCUCUUCCCCCACCUACUGUUUUUAUGCUGCAACUCCCCUCGGCUGCUUCCCCUUUCAUGGGGUUCCAGAUGUCUGUUUACCUUUGCAAAUUAAUGUCUGACGCUGGACCUCUUGGCGGCAAGGAUGGAUUGGGGAAGAGGGAGACCCAGGAGAAAAGUGGAAGGCAGAGAAAAGGUCAGAGGUGCACCUGCAUAUAACAUUUAGUUUGGCUUUUGUUCAGUCGAUUUGAAGGGGGUCACCAUAGACAUCUGACAAUGGCACCUCUGGCAGCGGGGUGGUAGAGCAAUUUGCCUGUGUUUUUAUUAUUUGGCCUCAUAAAAUAGUAUCGCUGUUCAUUAAGCAGCCCCGUGCUGUGGCGGUAGCAAGCUUCACGCUGCUAGGCAGGAGGUAAGAGACAAUAGCUGGAAGAGGAAACUCCCCGAGUCUGUGUUCAGAGUCCAGGCCGAAGCUGAAGUCUAUGAACUGGGGUCUCGGACACACCAUGAAGGGCACGUCCGCAAGCUGAGGCAGCUUUUGGCACUGUUCACUGAAUGCCGAAUUGAGCUAAACUGGAAACCUGGAAAUAAUUCCUGUUGUAGAAAGGGGCACAGCCCCUCACCACAAUAUCAGCAUUGUUGAAACAGUCUGCAUAACAAGUAGUUUAGUCAACUGACUGGUUGGAUUAAUAGAAUAUACAUCUCUGUAUCUUGUGAUUUGUUGGGGGUAUGGGAAACGGAACAUAGCAUCUGAUUUGCAUGUAGAAGGCCCCAUGUUCUAGGUAGGGUUUCUAGAUGACCUACGUAUUGAGAAUUCAUCCUGAUUUGCUUGAAGGCCGGUUAGAUGUUGAUGUGUCAAAGCGAGUGUUACCCCACACUUCGCCAUCACUUUCCCUACCAUGAAAAGUCCAACCUUUAGGGAAGAUGAUUUGUUGCAUAAGACCAUAAGUCAACUGCGAUCGUGCAACCUGAAUAUGCUGGUGUGUGGUUGGAUCCGGCUUGAAAACAGCAACAGUCUGGAAGCUCCUUGGAAUCCCGGAGAACUGCUGUUAGUUAGCAUAAACAAUUCUGGCCGAGAUAGACCAAUGGUGUGACUCAGUUUAGGCAGUUCCUUGCGUCAGCUUGUUUCAACCUUGGGUCCCCAGAUGUUGUUAGACUACAUUUCCCAUCAGCCUCAGCCAGCUUAGCCAAUGGCCAUGGAUGAUGGGAAUUGUAGACUAAUAACAUGUAAGGACCCAAAGUUGAAGAACUCUGCCGUAUGUUAUUGCCUAUACUAUAUGCUAUUUGCAAAGGGGAAAAAGCAAAACUUAAUUCCGUGCAGGCUCCACAUCCCCAAAGAGCUGUGCAAAACUGCUUACUGUAUUUAUUAUUCUAUUUGUUUAUUUAGCAACAUCUACAUCUGCUGAAGUACCAGUGCCUUGGUACCUGGCCUAGCAUGUCAGGUGCUGAUAGCAGGUCUGCUUGGCAGAGGACAUUUAGAGAUAGGUCUCUAGAGAAGGUCUCAAUGUUCAGUAGAGUUGGGAGGGGAUUUGAUACAUUUCGUAUUUUAAGGUGAAUUUACCAAAUUUGCCCUUUCCGAAACAUGAUGUGAAGUGAAACCUAGCCAUCUUUGGAAAUGUUCUCUUGUCCGAAAUUUACAGUGCAGUUCACCAACCAAGUAAUGUGUACAAUAGUGCAGCUAAAAGCGUGCGUAUGAAUGCGUUAGUGAAACAUACAUACAAAAUGCAUCAUAUUAGAUUACAGUGCUUUGCCAAAAUGUGUAUAUUAGGCAAAAUUGCAUAUACAGUGUUACCUCUGGAUGCGAACGGGAUCUGUUCCAGAGCUCCGUUCGCAUCCUAAGUAGAACGUAACACACGACUGCACGUCUGCACGUCUGCCCAUGUGUGGGUUGAGUUUCACCGCUUCCGCGCAUGCACGCGACGUCAUUGUGAGCGUCUAAGCAUGCACGAGUGGUGAAACCCGGAAGUAAUGCGUUCUGUUACUUCCGGGUCGCCAUGGAGCGCAACCCAAAAAGGCUUAACCUGAAGCGACUUCAACCCGAGGUAUGACUGUACAGUGGUACCUCAGGUUAAGUACCAUAUUUUUCGUUCUAUAGGGCGCACCAGCCCAUAGGACGCACCUCGUUUUUUGGGGGGGGAAAUGAAUAAAAAAAAUUAUUCCCCCCCCUGCGGCUGCCGCCCCAAGCCUUGUGCACACCUGCAAGAAGCACGGGGCACCCUCCGGAGGGCUCCCCGUGCUUCGGGCGACAGGCUGCCGCCCCAAGCCUCGCGUGCUCGGUGGGACCUCCUGCCGGGUGCACAAGGCUUGCAGACACUCGCCCGAAGCACGGGGAGCCCUCCGGAGGGCUCCCCGUGCUUCGGGCGACAGGCUGCCGCCCCAAGCCUCGCGCGCUCGGCGGGACCUCCUGCCGGGCGCGCAAGGCUAGCAGACACUCGCCCGAAGCACGGGGAGCGAAAAAUACGGUACUUCAUUGGUUCCGGAGGUCUGUUCUUAACCUGAAGCACCACUUUAGCUAAUGGGGCCUCCCGCUGCUGCCGCGCCGCCAGAGCACGAUUUCUGUUCUCAUCCCGAAGCAAAGUUCUUAACCUGAAGCACUAUUUCUGGGUUAGCAGAGUCUGUAACCUUAAAUGUAUGUAACCUGAAGCGUCUGUAACCCGAGGUACCACUGUAUAUAUGCACACUAAAAUGCUGAUAAAUUUUCAUGCGGACUUAAAAAACACCUGCUGUGGAGAAAAACGAGGAAUGGAGUGAAUCGGAAGUCAACGUAUGUCCAUUCCUAAAACCCAGACAGCUUUAUGUAGAGAGGUGGAUUUCCCUUCUCAAUUUAUCCCCUUGUCUUUCUCUCUCUCUUUUUUUACCCAGCUUCAAAGAUCGGUUCCACGCAGCAGUCAGGCAACUUACACCGGACUGCGACAUCACCUUCCUGCAGUCUGAGGAAGGCAGUGGCAGGGGAGCGGCUCUCAUCUCGGCAGUCGCGUGCAAGAUGGCGUGCAUGAUUGGCCAAUGA
Messenger RNA from Podarcis lilfordi (Lilford's wall lizard), 26196 nucleotides. NCBI's taxonomy places the organism in Eukaryota, Metazoa, Chordata, Lepidosauria, Squamata, Lacertidae. The record is from the annotation of a GenBank genome assembly.